Molecule: messenger RNA, 2608 nt
Organism: Oreochromis aureus
Lineage: Eukaryota; Metazoa; Chordata; Actinopteri; Cichliformes; Cichlidae
Product: 4F2 cell-surface antigen heavy chain
Exons: 8
Coding region: 420-1835 (471 amino acids)
Biological process (GO): amino acid transport
Source: RefSeq, a predicted model, not a curated record
AGACAAACUAGAAUGAUGUGAAAUAAUCAGUAAAUUAAAUCUUGAAUAGUCCUUCCUGUGCUGUUUCCCCCCCUCUCCAAACGCUUAAUCUUGUUUAAGAGAGAAUGGACACUUGUUGUCCCUCACUGUGCCUCCACUGUAACGAAGUGGGACAACAGGACUGCGGGUCAGAUUAAUUGUUGCACCUGAGUCCGGCAGGUACAGUAGGUGCGGCUCAUUACAAAGUUGCCUUGUGAUUGUGCUCAGUGUCGCGUGAAAACAGCGAGUUACUGAAAGAGACGAACUUAGCGAGUCCAAAGAAAACUUUAGCGACAGCUGGACAGCUUCUGCGUGCUUCAGCUUGAGUGUCCGAAUGUUCAUUUAAAGUGAAAAUAAUCCCUUUAAUUGAACGGGUUGUCACCCACCUGCAGCAGCGUGAGAUGCCCGUGAACGCCGGGCAUGUGGGUUAUGGCAGUGUGCCGUCGGGGGCCUCAGAGACAUGCCCUCUGCUCACUCCGGAGCCCGACUCUCUGUGGAGGCCCAUGACGAGAGAGGAGCUGGAGGCAGCUAACGGGCCUGGAUGGAGGAAAGUGCGCUGUUACCUGGUGCUGCUGUUCUGGCUCGCCUGGGUCACCAUACUUGCCACUUCUGUCGCCAUCAUAAUAAAGAGCCCCCGGCCGGUUGCGACGCCCUUGAAAUGGUGGCAGAAGUCUCUGUUCUAUCAGCUGCAGGCCGACAAGUGGACGGAGGCGCAGACCGAGGGUCCAGAGGGCAUGUGCGCAAUGGACGAGCAGCUUCCCUACCUCAAGUCUUUGGGUAUAGGGGCUCUAAUCCUGAAGGGUGUGUUUGAUGUUGAGGUCUUUCCUUUAAACCUCACUGCCGCUGAUAAAAACUUUGCUCCACUGGCUUGGAUGCAACAUCUGCUCAGUGAGAGCCACAAAGCAGAUCUCAAAAUUGUUCUUGACUUGUGUAAACUGGAUCUGUUGGCACCUCAGGGUAUAACUGGAAACCUCUCAGCUACCACACAGCGUGCACUCCACUUCUGGUUGGAGAAUGGUGUGGCAGGUUUUGUUAUCUGUGACACUGAUGCAGCAUAUUCAGAAAAGACUCUGCUGGAGUGGAGACGUGUCUUUGGGGAAUUCAGCAGUCCGGAGGAGGAAAGGAUUGUGGUGGUAAAACAGACGUCAGAUGUUCUGCGUCCACUAAAUGGUUCCCGUCAGGUCAACGUAACACUGGUGGAUGUGGUCAUGAGGUCCAUUCUCCCUCAUUCACAUCACCCACUGUUUGCACAGGAAGUGGCUGAUGCUGUAGAGAGAUGCCUACAAACAAGAGGAGAUGACAUAUGGCCCAGCUGGACAGUUGGAGGCAACCCAUCUCAGGAACUGAAGAAGUUACUCCUGGUGUUGAUGAUGACUCUGCCGGGAUCACCAGCAAUCCAUUAUGAUAAAGACAUGGAGAAAACAAAGGACAAGAGCAAAAUGAACCGUGCAGCUCUUCAGCUCUUCUCCUCCCUCAGCUUCUCCAAAGCCAGAGAAGAAGCUCUUCAGUAUGGCAGUUUCACCUUCCUCCCUUUCAACACCUCGUCAUCCUCCAACUCCUCUCUUUCCUCUCCUUUAUCUCCCCCAAUUCUUGCCUUUCUGCGCUCCUGGGGUUGUGUCCACUUCCUUGUUCUGCUCAACUUUGGGUUUCAGCCUCAAAGCCUGGAUCCUGCCUGGGCCUCGAGCUUGCCUGAAGCCGGGCUGUUUGUAGCCAGCACAGGGAUGGAUCGUUUUGUGUCCACAUCUCUCUACAGUCUCAGACUGCGGCCCUAUGAAGCCAUCGUAAUCAAACUUUUGGAGGCACAAAACUAUUCAUAGCGUUUCUGUGGUAGGAUUUCAGUUUAUCUCAAACCACAGUGAUGCAGCUGUUUUUAAAAAAAAAUUCUCAUCUGUGCACAGACGUCACUGAAAAUAAAGUCACUGUUUUGUGUUGCAACAUUUGAGUGGUUCCCCUUUAACCAGUGGGAUCUGUAAUAUAUCUAUAAUAUAGCAUGACUGUAUGAACUGAGAUAACAAGUAAAUCUUGACUUCACAUCACAAAAUUUUAAGUGUUUAAAGAGUUAAAAUGAUAAAUUCACACUGAGUCUAUAUAACAAAUUAUAAGUGUGUUUGUAUCAGAAGUGAAAUAAUCCUUUUUACAACUGUGAACAAAUUUGACAGUUUCCCGAGUGUUCUCAUUGUAACCAAAGCGUUCUCUUGUAUUUUGAGUACUUGGCCAUUUUUACUGAAUUUUUGAAACGGUCAUUUACGCUAAGUAUGUCCUAACAAAAUGAUACAAUGAAUGCUGAACAGCCUAAUCAAGCCUGCCAAUCAAAGAACAGAAUGAACGGGACUUGCAACAUAACCCUUUCUGUCACACUCGAUUAGUGGUGAAGUGUGGCUGCCUGAGAAAACACUUGGUAAUACAGUCUCUCCAGCUUUGGAUGUUUACACUAAGUAACCACAAGGUGAAGCUGCAGAACAAGUAACUGUCCAGCUGCUCCCCCAACUCUUAAAGUUUGACAGUAAAAAAUCAUCAACUGCAAAUAAAGAGUUUCUAAAAACAGCAAACCGGUAUUGGUACAUGGUGUUUACAAAAUCAGCUGCCAUCG